AUAUUUUUCCACAUCCCUAGCGUUGGUUUUAAUUUGUUUGUGUCGGCGGCGUCGGUUUAAAAAUCAAAGUACUUUUUGUCGUGGAAACUGCUGUUGACGUAUUUCCUGUGCUGAAAAACUCGAACAAAAGAGAGAUCGUGAAACACGUAGAAGGAAACCCAACCAAUGUUAAGCAAGAUGGCUAGCAACACAACUGGAGGAGGAGCUGGUUCCGGAGGCACUGGCUCGGGACGUCGUCUACCGCUCUCGCUAAGCGGCGGCACCAGUGUGUCCCGCCUGCAGCAGUCAUCUGGCAGCAACGGGCGCUCAAAUAGCCCCCAAAACGGCAACAGAAAAAUCACAGAGUCAUUUGUACCCGUGAAAAGGACAACCCAAAUACGUACCUCGUCCACCAGCUCUUCAGUCGGCGGAGCCAGCCAGAAUGGUGUCGGCAAGUCUUCCAACGGCAAGGAAAAACCUCAGAACGGAAACUCCUCGAGCAAGGACCAGAAAUCUAAGGACAUGCCAGAAAAGAAGGAAAAGGAGGUGGAGGUCGAGAAGAAGGAUAAAGAGGUUGCAGCUGAAAAUAAAGAUCAGGAUAAAGCUGAAAACAAGGAAGUCGUAGCUCAGAUGGAGGUCUUAGAAGUUCCCUCUGAAAAGAAGGAACAUCAAGAAGAAACCAAGAAGACUACCACCGCAGAAAUUUCCACACCUGCAACUCAACCAGAUGUUGUAGUCCUCGACGAUGUCAUUGACAUUACUCCAGAACUAAGCACGCCCAGCAAGGAUCGCAAAUCCAUUCGCAAGUCGGGAAGCCAACAAAAGUCUCCCAUCAGCAAGUCGAUCGCCGCUUCGCCAUCCCAGAGUAAGGAAACCGAAGCAGUUCCAUCUACAUGUGCUGGAUCGCUCACUCCACAGGAGGACGUGGACAUGGAACCGCUCCAAGUGGAUGCCUCCCCUAUACGCAGCGUCCACGGUAAUUUGAAUGCCCUACCGGCGGCCACAUCCACACCCGGACGCAGUCUCUUCAGCUUCCGCGGCAGCAGCAAGCAGUCCACCGAGGUAGAUCUAGCUGCCCAGACUUCUGGCUCGCCGGCUGGAACUCCGGCCCGCACCUUUGCCCAGAUCAGCGGCAGACGCAGCAUACGGACCAUCAACUCGCUGACUCCCUCCAAAGUGGGCACCUACAGGAGUGGCAACAGCGACCUGGACACCUCGAACUGCACAAAUGCUAGCAUGAACGCUACCGUGGGAUCGGAGAUCCCCAACAGCUCGUCCUUCUCGUUCUUCUUUGGCCGUGGUCGUAAACGCGACCGCACUCCCCCACCACUUUCUGCAUCUCAGUCGACUAACGAUCUGGGACAAGACGUGGAAAUGUCGCCGCCAAAGCGCGCCCGUUUCGAUUUGUUUAGCCACCUGGCCUCGCCCUUCAGUAUGCUGCGCUCGAGGUUCUCCAAGACCACAAUCAGUUCUCCUGCCCGUUUGCGUCUGGAUCUGAACGGUUCCGGCGUGGAGGAGCAACAGGCACACACCUCUUCGAGCAGCGUGCCGGAAGAAGUUGAGGUAGAGGAGGAGCCGCCCACCGAGGAUGUGACCGUGGGCCAGGAGGCCGGUCUGGAGACGCCCAAGAAGGGCGGCUCGCCCAAUAAGGAAAUCCCCGCCGAGAAGGAUGUCGGGAAGAACGCCGAUGGCAAGGAUGUCGAUGAGACAUCCGACGGGGAAAACAUUCCUCCCGCCAUUGAGGUCGGCGAUGAGACCGGAGCCGAGGCCAAAUCCCGCUGCUCAAUUAUGUAAUAGGACAAACAAACCCUUCCCUUAGCUGAUAAGUUUAUGUUUCCCUCGUAAAAUAUGUGUUAAGACGUAAAGUUACAUGUUUA
Messenger RNA from Drosophila suzukii, 1856 nucleotides. RefSeq names its product nucleolar and coiled-body phosphoprotein 1. Lineage: Eukaryota; Metazoa; Arthropoda; Insecta; Diptera; Drosophilidae. The record is from RefSeq and is a predicted model, not a curated record.